Molecule: messenger RNA, 690 nt
Organism: Colletotrichum higginsianum IMI 349063
Lineage: Eukaryota; Fungi; Ascomycota; Sordariomycetes; Glomerellales; Glomerellaceae
Product: DlpA domain-containing protein
Exons: 2
Coding region: 1-690 (229 amino acids)
Source: RefSeq, a predicted model, not a curated record
AUGGCCAAUGCUGACGACGCCCGGAUCGCCGCUCUCCGAGAGUUCACCGCCUGUGACAUAUCAGAUGCACUUGUGAAGCUCAAGGUCCCUGGAGCUGGCUUCCUGCCCGACCUGCAACUUUUGGGCCGACCAAGCGCCGCUGAUGCUCCCGUCAUCAUAGCACCAGCGUCGACGAUCCUGUUUGCUCGGAAGGGGGAGAUGCUGGAUUCGCCCCAGGCCAACAUUCCCAAAGACACCCAUUGGGCUGACAUGACCCAGUCUGGCACCGUCGUCAUCAUCAGACAGCCUGAUGGACAGAAGAAUGCCGUCUGCGGGGGCAUCAUGGCCGUCAGGAUGAAAGUUCGCCAAGCGAAGGCGGUGGUCGUCGUGGGCCGUGCCAGGGACCUGGGCGAACUCGCCAGUACGGGCAUACCCAUAUGGACCAGAGGAUUCUCCACCGUUGGCGCAGGUGCAGAGAGUACACCUUGGGCGGUGCAAGUUCCUAUCAACGUGGACGGCACGGUCAUCAACCCCGGCGAUCUUGUCUUCGCCGACCCGGCCAACGGCGUUGUCGCCAUCCCCAAGGAUAAGAUCGACCAGGUCUUGGAGCUCCUCCCCAAGCUGACGGCCGCUGACGACAAGGUUAAGGAGGACGUGCUCAGGGGUGUGAGUGUCCACGACGCCUUCAAGAACCAUCGGAACAACCUCUGA